GGUGAAAUGGAUAAAGAAAAGUUUGACUGCAAAAGGAAUGAAACUAUCUGCAUAGAACGGAUAAGCAUUUCCACAAGGCAGAAUGACUUUGUUUGUGCCCAUGUCAAAGAUGUCACACCAAACAGGAAAUGCAACAAAAUAUUUGUAGAAAACUACAUAUCCAGCAAAUGUCAAGGAAUGAAAGGAAAAUGCAUCCUGUUUAAUCGUUAUACAGAAAUUUCAGAGCAUUGCAAAGCUGCUUUUCAAUACGUUCACUUUGAAUAUAAUUGUGUACCUUCGCGACAACAUUGCCCGACUUUAUCAACGCACAAACAAAAAGUAGGUUCAAGAAAGUCCUCACCUUUUAAACUAACAAAACCAUCACACAAAGCAAUCAAGUCUUCGACAAGAAUUCCACCAGAGAACAACAACACUGUUGCACUAAAGACAACGUUCGAAAAACACGUGGUAGCUUCACGUGUGGCAUCGACGUCAACAACUCUCGAGUUUCCCGCCACAACAAACCUGACCGCGCACAGACCUGGUACGACUUUAAAUAAAACGCAAAUUUCAUCGAUCGCAAUAAGUUUCACAACUGAAGGUCCUUUAAACCAAACAACGCAGAAGCAGAAUAACGUUAGCACAACACGUUUUUUUUUAGCCACAAAGCGCAAGAUACGUUUUAAGCUUUGCAUUAAGAGAAAUAUAAACACGAAAGGAGGAACGACUUUUGCCCGUACAAGAUGCAACCGAUGCACAAUAUUCUCGCCCAGUGCAAAAACAACUGAACGUGUUUUACAUAGCUCUGAGUAUGAAAUAAAGAAUGCCGGAAAUUUUUAUGUGAGAAAAUUCAGUCUGCCUUUAUGUGUAUCGUUGAUAUUUCUAGCUUAUCUUACUAUUAAAUGAACAAAAUGAAGAAACAUCAACAUUUCAUUUCGGCAAUAUUGUGAUGAUCAAUUGGAAAGAGUUGAAAGUCAAAAAUAAUAGUAAAUUUUAGAACUUUAUCAUUGUUAA
Messenger RNA from Xenia sp. Carnegie-2017, 993 nucleotides. RefSeq lists its product as uncharacterized. NCBI's taxonomy places the organism in Eukaryota, Metazoa, Cnidaria, Anthozoa, Malacalcyonacea, Xeniidae. The record is from RefSeq and is a predicted model, not a curated record. The transcript has 2 exons. The coding region runs from base 7 to 885 and encodes 292 amino acids.